Messenger RNA from Arabis nemorensis, 348 nucleotides. Lineage: Eukaryota; Viridiplantae; Streptophyta; Magnoliopsida; Brassicales; Brassicaceae. The record is from the annotation of a GenBank genome assembly.
AUGCCAUUCAAUCAUCUAAUCCGUAACGAUUUCUUGACGCCGGUUGAGUCUCAAAUCAUUGAAGAAGACAUCAAGAACGAUAACAAGACUGGAGUUGGAGCGAUUCUCGUGGAUCAGAUGUCGAAAAAGUACGGUGUGAUGUUGAAGAGAUGGGAGAUGAAGAAAGAGACAGGAAGAGGAAGCUGGAACUACUCUUUGACAUGUGGUUGGAACGAUGUCGUUAAGGCUAACGGAUUGAAAGCGAACGACUACGUUAGUGUUUGGUCUUUCAGGUGCCGUGGAGUCCUCUGCUUUGCACUUGUUCCUGCCAUGGAACAGAGUAGCUCUUCUCUUGCUCUCUGUAUCUGA